Messenger RNA from Manis pentadactyla (Chinese pangolin), 6759 nucleotides. It is a transcript of the gene UNC5B, whose product is annotated as unc-5 netrin receptor B. Bases 463 to 3300 code for a protein of 945 amino acids. Gene Ontology annotation, cellular component: membrane. The transcript has 17 exons. The record is from RefSeq and is a predicted model, not a curated record. Gene Ontology annotation, biological process: netrin-activated signaling pathway; anterior/posterior axon guidance. Gene Ontology annotation, molecular function: netrin receptor activity; protein binding. Lineage: Eukaryota; Metazoa; Chordata; Mammalia; Pholidota; Manidae.
UAGAGAGCGGCGGCGCUCGGCAGUGUGCCUGGCGGCUGAGGCCGGCGAGGGUGCCGGACCCGCAGACAGCUGCGGGGCACAGAGAGGCGCACUCCUGGGUUGGGACUGAGCGGUGCAAGCCUCUGAGAGAGCCGCUGAGCGCACUCGCUUUCGGUCGCUCAACUUCGGAACCAGGGCGCGGGAGCCCGGGGAGCGCUCGGAACCGCGGAGCCGAAGUAGCGCGGAGAGGGGCGCGCCGGAGCCUGUCUCGAGAGCAGGCGCCGGACGCCCAUCACGCUCCGAGUUCCGGGCAGCCCUCUGCGCAGCGUGGCUGCCGCUGCCCCCACGGAGGGCACGGGCUGGCGCGGUCGGGCACCAGUGAAGACGAAGAGGAGGCGGCGGCGGCGGCGUCGACGGCGGCGGCGAGGCUGGGGCCAGGGAGAGAGCCCCGGGGGAGAGGCGCCCGAGCCCGGCCGCGGGAGCAUGUGGGCCAGGAGCGGAGCGCGGGGCGCGUUGCUGCUGGCACUGCUGCUCUGCUGGGACCCAAUGCUGAGCCAAGCAGGCACCGAUGCAGGCAGCGAGGUGCUCCCCGACUCCUACCCAUCGGCGCCGGCCGAGCCACUGCCCCACUUCCUCCUGGAGCCACAGGAUGCCUACAUCGUGAAGAACAAGCCUGUGGAACUGCGCUGCCAUGCCUUCCCCGCCACGCAGAUCUACUUCAAGUGUAACGGCGAGUGGGUCAGCCAGAACGACCACGUCACACAUGAGGGCCUGGACGACGCCACCGGCCUGCGGGUACGAGAGGUACAGAUUGAAGUGUCACGGCAGCAGGUAGAGGAGCUGUUUGGGCUGGAGGAUUACUGGUGCCAGUGUGUGGCCUGGAGCUCCGCAGGUACCACCAAGAGUCGUCGGGCCUAUGUCCGCAUCGCAUACCUGCGCAAGAACUUCGAUCAGGAGCCUCUGGGCAAGGAAGUGCCCCUGGACCAUGAGGUUCUCCUACAAUGUCGCCCUCCAGAGGGGGUGCCGGUGGCUGAGGUGGAAUGGCUCAAGAACGAAGAUGUUAUCGACCCCACCCAGGACACCAACUUCCUGCUCACCAUUGACCACAACCUCAUCAUCCGCCAGGCCCGCUUGUCGGAUACAGCCAACUACACGUGUGUGGCCAAGAACAUUGUGGCGAAGCGCCGCAGCACCACCGCCACAGUUAUUGUCUAUGUGAACGGGGGCUGGUCCAGCUGGGCAGAGUGGUCUCCGUGCUCUAACCGCUGUGGCCGUGGCUGGCAGAAGCGCACACGGACCUGCACCAACCCCGCUCCACUCAAUGGCGGCGCCUUCUGUGAGGGGCAGGCCUUCCAGAAGACCGCCUGCACCACUGUGUGCCCAGUCGAUGGGGCAUGGACGGAGUGGAGCAAGUGGUCAGCCUGCAGCACUGAGUGUGCCCACUGGCGCAGCCGCGAGUGCAUGGCGCCCCCACCCCAGAACGGAGGCCGAGACUGCAGCGGGACUCUGCUUGACUCCAAGAACUGCACCGAUGGGCUGUGCAUGCAAAAUAAGAAAACUCUAAGUGACCCCAAAAGCCACCUCCUGGAGGCCUCAGGGGACGUGGCACUGUAUGCGGGCCUGGUGGUGGCCAUCUUCGUGGUGGUGGCCGUCCUCCUGGUGGUGGGGGUGGUGGUUUAUCGCCGCAACUGCCGCGACCUGGACACCGACAUCACCGACUCCUCAGCCGCCCUCACCGGCGGCUUCCACCCGGUCAACUUCAAGACCGCGAGGCCCAACCACCCACAGCUCCUGCACCCGUCUGUGCCUCCGGACCUCACAGCCAGCGCCGGCAUCUACCGUGGGCCCAUGUACGCCCUGCAGGACUCGGCCGACAAGAUCCCCAUGACCAACUCACCGCUGCUGGACCCCCUACCCAGCCUCAAGAUCAAGGUGUACAGCUCCAGCACCACCGGCCCUGGACCAGGCCUGCCAGAUGGGGCUGACCUGCUGGGGGUCCUGCCACCCGGCACCUACCCCGGUGAUUUCCCCCGGGACGCCCACUUCCUGCACCUGCGCAGUGCCAGCCUCGGCUCCCAGCAGCCCCUGGGCCUGCCCCGUGACCCAGGGAGCAGUGUCAGUGGCACCUUUGGCUGCCUGGGUGGGAGGCUCAGCAUCCCUGGAACAGGGGUCAGCCUGCUGGUGCCCAACGGAGCCAUCCCCCAGGGCAAGUUCUAUGAGAUGUACCUCCUAAUCAACAAAGCAGAAAACACCCUCCCACUUUCGGAAGGGACCCAGACAGUAUUGAGCCCUUCAGUGACCUGUGGGCCCACGGGCCUCCUGCUGUGCCGCCCUGUCAUCCUCACGGUGCCCCACUGUGCUGAAGUUAGUGCUGGUGACUGGAUCUUCCAGCUCAAGACCCAGGCCCACCAGGGCCACUGGGAGGAAGUGGUGACCCUGGAUGAGGAGACCCUGAACACCCCCUGCUACUGCCAGCUGGAGGCCAGGUCCUGCCACAUUCUGUUGGACCAGCUGGGCACCUAUGUGUUCCUGGGUGAGUCCUACUCCCGCUCAGCUAUCAAGCGUCUCCAGCUGGCCAUCUUCGCCCCUGCCCUCUGCACCUCCCUGGAGUACAGCCUCAGGGUCUACUGCCUGGAGGACACGCCUGCAGCUCUGAAGGAGGUGCUGGAGCUGGAGCAGACCCUGGGCGGCUACCUAGUGGAAGAGCCAAAGCCCCUGCUGUUUAAGGACAGUUACCAUAACCUGCGCCUCUCCCUCCAUGAUAUCCCCCACGCCCACUGGAGGAGCAAGCUGCUGGCCAAGUACCAGGAGAUCCCCUUCUGUCACAUUUGGAGUGGCGGCCAGAAGGCCCUGCACUGCACCUUCACCCUGGAGAGGCACAGCCUGGCCUCCACAGAGCUCACCUGCAAGGUCUGCGUGCGGCAGGUAGAAGGGGAAGGCCAGAUAUUCCAGCUGCACACCAUGCUGGCAGAGACACCUGCUGGCUCCCUGGAUGCCCUCUGCUCUGCCCCCAGCAGCACUGUCACCACCCAGCUGGGACCCUAUGCCUUCAAGAUCCCACUGUCUAUCCGCCAGAAGAUAUGCAACAGCCUGGAUGCCCCCAACUCUCGGGGCAAUGACUGGCGGCUAUUGGCGCAGAAGCUCUCCAUGGAUCGGUACCUGAACUACUUCGCCACCAAAGCAAGCCCCACAGGUGUGAUCCUGGACCUCUGGGAAGCUCUGCAGCAGGAUGACGGGGACCUCAACAGCCUGGCGAGUGCCUUGGAGGAGAUGGGCAGGAGUGAGGUGCUGGUGGCCGUAGCCACUGAUGGGGACUGCUGAGCUGCUCCAGAGCCGGGCCUGGUAGGGGCUGCCAGGGCGUGGAUGCAGGGAGGCUCAGGGAAGCCUCCCGUGGGGCAGGUCGGCCUCCAUUGCCCCCAGCUUGCAGCCUGAGUCACCCGCUCCUCUUCCCCUUGCCCCACCCACCUACCACGAUCAGCCUUAGGAAUCCAUGUACUCUGUUGUCAGGGGUACCGAGUGUUCAUUCUCCAUCCCCUGCUGUCUCUCCUGGCCUCAGGCCUCCACAUGCGGGAGCCCGGGUGGAGCUGAGGCCUUCAAGGGCAGGUGGGAAGAAAUGAGGUGGCCACCCGGCCCGGGACCUCUGGGUUUGUUUUAGCUAUGCUCUUCAUCUCCUUGCUCUUUGAUUUCUCCUCCUCCCCAAGUCCUCUAUUCACACCAUUUUCCUCUUUGAAGAGUCAGGUACAAUUCAGACAAACUGCUUUCUCCUGUCCAAAAACAAAAAGGAAAAAGAAAGAAAGAAAAAGAAAGCUUCAGACUGCUAGUAAGGCUCAAAGAAGAAAAAAAACACAAAAACCACAAGGGAAAACAAAAAACCCAGUUUCUUAGGAAACGCAAAUGAUUUAUUAUCCAGAUAUUUGGAUAAGUCCUUUUUAAGAAAAAAUAAUGAAAAUGAAAAACAACACAAAAAAAUAGAAAACUCUUUUCUUGAGUGUGAAUGAGUGUGGGCAUGCUCAUGCUCUGGCCAAGAGCAAGUUUGUGUGUAUGUGUGUGUGUGCAUCUGUGUGUGUGAGAGAGAGAGAAUUGGGGAGAGAGACUAAAAAGGGAGCACUUUGCUGCUAACGAGUCCGUCUUAGGCUAAAUUCUUGUGAGACCUUGGUUUCCCCUGUUAUACAGGGUCAAAUGGGGUUUUAGCUGUGGUGCCAUGUUUCCCUCUAAAAUCUUAAGCAGACACUGAAUCCAUGAAGUCAAGGAGCCCUGAAGUCUGGAGUGGGUUGGGUCCUGCCUUCCUCCCACAGCCCCAGGCAGAUGCCCAGCAGGCUCCUCUGAGCUCCUGGGAUUCCAGAUGAAGAGGCCUUGGGAUGGAAAACGUGGGCAGUCGAGGCCAGCCUGAGCCAGGGAGGAUGUCUCCAGUGCCAUGGUCUGGUGGCUUCUGGAGAAGGGGUGUGGCCCACAUGGGACCCUUGCAGAGAAAGAACUGGGGGUUGAGAGUCCUGCAUAGACACCUCUGUCCUUCACCCCCAGGGUGGGGCCAGCCAGGACACCGCCACCCAGCAGCCUCUAGACCACAUGGGCUGGAGCAGGUUGGCAUAUGCCCAGAAAUCCAGGAUCUGCCCUUCCCCAGCCUCAGUUUCUCCUAUAAAACAGAAGGGAUGAGUGAGAAGGCCUCUCUAGCUACAGAAGCCUGAGCUUCUGGGCCUUGGUGUGGCUUUGAGGAAUGUGUUAACGUCAGCCCUGUGGCAUGGGAGGCUAGGUGGUGAGUGGCCUGACUGCUUUACAUGCCCAGAGUGGAGGAGGAAGGGCGGAGGGCUAUUUUCCCAGCUCUGAUCUCCACAGGUGCCUCCCUCGCCCCCUCUGCUCACCCUCCCACUGUCGUCUGGGAGAUCUUGAAGUAAGGUUUGGACAGGCAGGGUUGCCAGAGUGGAAGGGCGGGCCCCUCCUUACCAGCCUCCUUCAGAAUGUUCCAAGGGGCCAUCAGGGUCCCUUUUCGGCUGGCUGGUGAUGGCUGAGAGCAGGAUCUUGCAGCUGUCACGGAGGCCUCAUUGAAGGCCUCCUCUCCCAGGCACUCAAGGCAGAGCGCCAGCCCCACCCCCCGCGGCUCUGGGCACCAGGCAGGACUUGCCCCAACAUGUCCAUGAACAGCCACUGGGACCAGCCUGGGCCUGUUCUGGCCUUCAAAAGUUUGGUCUCCUGGGAGGAAAGCAGGUUUUGAGGCUGCAGUCCCAGGCAGUAUCCCCAGACUAUCCUCCUGCCUUGGGGCUUAUGGGGGUUCUCACGCCCUACCAGCCCCCCUGGGAGGUGGGUUGGCCAAGGGCAAACAAAGGCCUGCUCAGUUUGAGCAAGGAUUCCUUCUCUCAGGGCUACUGAAAGGGCCAGGCCUGCCUCAAGGGCGGGUCCCCGAGGCUCAGACCAGGCUCCUUACCCCAGUGUGUGUGUAGACAUUAGCCUCAGGCAAGGUCAGCAAGCUUUUCCUACCAAAGUUGCCUGUCGGAGACGCAUAGGCCCGUGUGAUAGCAUGGCCACGAGGACAGCCUGACUGGUCCCUGAGGGCCUCUACUGUGGUGCUGUUGUCGUCACCAGCUCUGAGUGCCCACAGGCAGCCCAGAGUCCAAAGACCAAUUCAGGCUCCAGCUUUGCCAUUAAAGUGCUGUGUGGCCUCAAGCAUAUGGCUGCCUUCUCUGGGCCUCAUCUUUUUUCUUUACCUAGAGGGCCCCGCAGCUGCUGUCUGAGGUCUUUCGGGUUCUGAAAUGGUGUCAUUCUAGGUUUCUGCUGGGAACCCUAGUGGGUAGAAGUUGACUGGGGUCUGCCAUACCCCUCUUCCCUGCCCACCCUCUGAAGCCUGCUUGCCCAGCACCCAGGAUGAGGCCAGGCCAGCCACCCAGGUGCCAUUUCUAACCUAAUUUCCAGAAAUGGUGUACCAUGGCCUGGAGCACCAAACAAAUUCUGUUGGAAGGGUUCGAGCUGUCCAGCUUUAUAAAAAGAAAGCCCAGAAGGGGUUUGCUGGCUCCAUCCAUCUGCUGAGGCUGCUCUGACUGUAUCCCCACACUGCCCACCUCAGGUGGGAUCAAGAUUUUCCUCCUACUCAAGCCUGAGAAGCAGCCUCAUAUGGCCUGUGUGCCUCAAAAGUGGCAGAUUGGGAGCUGCUGCAGGGCCCUUACCCAGGUGAUCACGCCUCUCCCGCCUCUGGGAUGUGCUUGCACGUGUGUGUGUGUGUGUCCGUGCCCUGUGUGCGGUGCCUUAUCUGCAGGCACAGCAGGAUGCCCCUCUAGGAACAUGUCUCCAACCUUUGUGUGAGUGUGUGCCCUCCUCGGGUCCCAGGCUGGGACAUCUGGAGGCUGGCGUGCCUGUUUUUGUCCUCUCUGCGUCCACAGGGUCAGUCGGUGUAUACGUGCCUCUCCUCUGCCUUCUCUCACAGUGCCCAGGGGUCCUCCUGAGGGUGUGGGGGACUCCGUCUCCUGGAUGAUCCAGGGUCCUCUGCCCUUCCCUCAGCAACCAGGCCGCUGAGUCAGGUCCCUUAGGCCCUCUGAGGGUGGGUGACCGGGAACUUGGGUGCAGGGAGCAGCUCCUGGGGGCAAAGGGCUGGACCCCCUGCCUGGGCCAUGGAGUGGUUAUAUGUCCCGGGGGCGUAGGGCUGCAGGGAUGGCCCAAUCCCACCUCUGUUUAUUCUGUAAACUUCAACUUGUAAAUAUGUUUAGCAUUCCUAUUGUAACAAAAUUAAUUUUUAUGAAAUAAAUUAUAUUUCCUAGUCUAAUAAAAAAAAAAUCCAGGUUGUAUUCUGCUGUC